This is a messenger RNA of Callithrix jacchus (white-tufted-ear marmoset), 1864 nucleotides long. Lineage: Eukaryota; Metazoa; Chordata; Mammalia; Primates; Cebidae. The record is from RefSeq and is a predicted model, not a curated record.
GCCAGGGGCGGAGCCAACGCCGGGAGGUUGCGCCCCGUCCCCUUGCAGGGGUCCUGGAGCCGCCCUUGUCAAACGUGUUCCCGCCUCCCGUCUUCCGGAAAGGUUCCCUCCUCCUGCCUUCCGGUCCGGCACCCAACUUACGCCUUCUGGUCCCGCUGUGGGCUGCGCCUCACCCAGCCUGCGCCCCGCAUGGCUGCCUCCCGGGCGGGACAGGUGGAGCUGGGCUUCGCCGAGUUGGCGCCGGCGUGGCGACUGCGCAGCGAGCAGUUCCCCAGCAAGGUAGGCGGGCGGCCCGCGUGGCUGGGCGCGUCCGGGCUGCCGGGGCCCGGGGCCCUGGCCUGCGCGCUGUGCGGCCGCCCGCUCUCCUUCCUGCUGCAGGUGUACGCGCCGCUGCCCGGCCGCGCCGACGCCUUCCACCGCGGCAUCUUCCUUUUCUGCUGCCGCGAGCCGCCGUGCUGCGCCGGCCUGCGAGUUUUUAGGAAUCAGCUACCCAGGAAAAAUGAUUUUUAUUCAUAUGAGCCACCUUCUGAGAAUCCUUCCCCAGAAACCGAAUCAGUGUGUCUCCAACUUAAGUCUGGUGCUCAUCUAUGCAGGGUUUGUGGCUGUUUAGGCCCCAAAACGUGCUCCAGAUGCCACAAAGUGUAUUACUGCAGCAAGGAGCAUCAGACCCUAGACUGGAGACUGGGACAUAAGCAGGCUUGUGCACAACCAGAUCAUUUGGACCAUAGAAUUCCAGACCACAACUUCCUUUUUCCAGAAUUCGAAAUUGUAAUAGAAACAGAAGACGAAAUAUUCCCUGAGGUUGUGGAAAAGGAAGAUUACUCAGAGAUUAUAGGGAGCAUGGGGGUACAUAACUAAAUUAUGAAUGAAGUGACAUGUGUGGGAUGAAGAAUAACUGAGUUGGAAGUGGGAGAGAAAGGACACAGUGGACUUGAUAGUGUGAAACUGAUUGAUGGUAUGUGGUGGUUCAUUAUAGUCUUUCCACUUUUGUGUAUGUUCAAAAUUUUCCAAAAUAAAAGGGGAAUUGAAAGAAAAAGAAAAAUGCUUCCUGGAGGUAGCUGUGUCUUACCUGAGACUCGAGCUUGAGUUCCCAGAUGAGGGAGUUUGGCGGGAGGCAGCAGGGCCUGAGGGAAAAGCGUUUACUGUGUCCUAAAGGUUAUACUAAAACUUUCCAGGUACACUUGAUGAAACGCGAAUCUGAAGGCAUCCUGCACUUUCUCCAUCAGAUCUGACAGUGCAAGUGAACACCACCAAUGCCUUUCCAGUUUCAUUAAAGCUGUUAUUUUAGCUUCUCUGACUCAGGGUAUAUCAGUUAUAUUUUAAUGUACAUUACAAGACUAAUGGCUAUACUUGGAGACACAGGUCUGUUGGGGACAGUAGUGGCUCAGAGUGGCUAUAAUCCCAAAAAGGAACAUGGAGGAGAUGAACUUUUUGUUUUGGGGGUGGGCAAACAGACUCUUGCUCUGUCGCCCAACCUGGAGCGCAAUGGCUCAACUCACCUCACUGCGAUCUCUGCCUCCUGGAUUCAAGUGAUUCUCCUGCCUCAGCCUUUCAAGUAGCUGGGAUUACAGGCACCUGCCACCACGCCUGGCUAAUUUUCAUGUUUUUAGUACUGACAGGGUGGGUUUCACCAUGUUGGCUAGGCUGGUCUUGAACUCCUGACCUCAGGGAUCUGCCCACCUCAGCCUCCCAGAGUGCUGGGAUUACAGGUGUGAGUCACCAUGCCUGGCUGGAAAUGAACAUUUGAUGAGUGAGUGAGCAAGUGUACCAGCUGAGGAUACCAGUGAUAAGAAGGGCUCACAUAUGUUGGAUGUUCUAUGAUGUGCUGGGCAGUCCUAAGCCCUUGACUUGACCAUUCUGUUAU